AUGACAGAAACAUCUACUGCUAAAGUUGCCACAACAAAGAAAUCAACAACUACAAGAAAACCAUUUUCUCUUCAAGGUGUUAUUACUCAUUCCAGUUCAAGAACAAUAAUCAAAGCACCAGAAAGAUUAGCAGAUCAACCACCAGUUGCUUCCAAAGUUGUUCGUAAGAAAUCAACCACAACAGUUAAGCCAACCACUGCAAUCAAAAAGAAAGUUGAAAAGAAGAAAGUUGUUGCAUUAAAGAAAACUGCUUCAGCUUCUUCAUCUGGUAAAAAAGUUGUCGCCUCAAAAAAGAAAGUAGUUGCCAAGAAAUAA
This is a messenger RNA of Dictyostelium discoideum AX4, 315 nucleotides long. RefSeq lists its product as hypothetical. The transcript has 3 exons. Lineage: Eukaryota; Evosea; Eumycetozoa; Dictyosteliales; Dictyosteliaceae. The record is from RefSeq and is a predicted model, not a curated record. The coding region runs from base 1 to 315 and encodes 104 amino acids.